UAGAUGAUGACGGACAAUUGAGACAAAGAAAUGAUUUCAAUAAAAGAACUGCAACAGUAAAAAAUAAUAGUACACCAUUUAAAAAUCCACAAGCACCAAAAACUUCUGAAGGUAAUACGUCAGGUACAAAAAAAAAGAGAAAGGUCAGAAACAUAAAGAUGCUGGGAAAAAAAGGAAAGCUGAUAAAGAAAAUAUUGAAAGCGCGAAAAAAAAAAAAUUCUUCCUAUUUCGCAAGAGAUGUUGAAGACCCAAAUGGUUCCAUUAACGAGAGUGACGAUGAGCUACUUAGAAAUGGUCAAUUUGAUUCACCAUCUCGAGCUGGGUCAAAAUCAGACGAAUCUUCCCACGAAAGUGAUAGUAUAAGCGAGGGUGAAUAUAGAUCCUUCGAGGUUGAAAAUUUACGUGCAAAGGUUGCAACUCAGGAUAAAGAAAUAAAAUUGCUCAAACGGAAACUUGUGACAAAAGAAAUGCUAGAGAACGGUUUGCAAAAAGUGCAUAGAGAAAUUUCCAGAAAUAGAGAAGAUCGUGAACAACUUCAUCAAGGACCACUUAAUCACCCACCACUUAAUGACAACGGAGAGGUUCAAGUUACAACUGAUUUUUCUAUGCCAUUCAAGGAGUAUUUAUAUACUUUAAAUGCUCCUGACAUGCGGAAGAGGGCAAUUCGUGUUAUGUCUGUAUUGUGGACGGAAGAAAGACGAGAGAAAUUGUUGGUUGAAGCUGAUCCUAAGCGACCUGAUUUAGAAAUAGUUACUGAAGGAGAAUAUCAGAAAAUAAUACAAAUUUGUUUGACAUUUCAACAGAUAAAAUUGUUAGAAUGUCGACAACAAGAUGAUGUAAUUUCAAACAUUCGUUCUUGGACAAGUUCUUGGUUAAAAAAUUGGAAGCCAAAAAAGAGAGAUGCAAGAAGGCUACGCAACAAUCCUCGACUUUAAAUUCAAAAAACAUGCUUAAAGACAAAACGAUAUUUAUCUAUUUUUAAUUUAUAACAUGCUUUGUUUAACUAUAAUCUAAUAUUUGUUAUCCUUUAGUAAUUAGUCUAACGAGGUAAUAUUUAUAUCUUAUUUAUUUCAUGAAAACUUCAAACUAAGUAUGAUAUGAAUAAUAAUGAUCUCUUAAGUAGAAAUGUUUCUAUAAAAUUGAAUAAACGGAGGCAAUAUAAUAUAAA
Molecule: messenger RNA, 1168 nt
Organism: Cotesia glomerata
Lineage: Eukaryota; Metazoa; Arthropoda; Insecta; Hymenoptera; Braconidae
Exons: 5
Coding region: 159-935 (258 amino acids)
Source: RefSeq, a predicted model, not a curated record